AUGGAGUCAACAUUUUCUUGUUGCGCUUACUGCUGGAAACAUGAGGAAUCCUGGGAGCAGUUAUUGUAUUUCAAGUGUCAGCGAUGCAACAAACAUGUGCAUUAUGAUUGUAUAAAAAGUUUGCAGCCCUCACCUCUCCUUGCUGAUACAUUUUUCAGAGAACCUCUUUGUUAUGGUAUGUGUCAUGUAUUGAUAGAUGUGAGAACCUCUGAUGGAGGGAAGGAGGAGUUUGUGAGAACCUCUAUGUUCUGGCAUGAUGUGGUGAUGCUUGCACUCUACAACCUUCACAAGACUGGCCAGGGAAGAUGUGGCUACUUUCACUAUAAGGCACACAUAGGUGCUUUCAUUGACCAGCACUGGAAUACCUUGUUUGGAUUUCCCAGAAAGAAGACAUCCGAGUGGAUGGGAACUCUGGCUGGAGCACUUUCUACUGGUUGCCCCCAGUACUUUCUGUCGGGAACACAUGUUGGUCAGAAAGGACACUGGCGAUUGGCUGAAAUCAAACCUCCAACUCCACACACACAGAAAAAGAAGCCAACCCAGAGAAAAAAGACGGCAGAAGCUCCUGUAGAACUGUAUCCCGAUCAGCGCAGGUGUAGGCAGUCUGCUGAGAGUUCCCUGGCAGCUGCGGUAGAGCUCAAGGAGAAGAGGUCCAGCUUGCAGAGACAAGUGAAAACAAAAGCCAAGAAAUCUGGACAGAAGAAUGUGUCGCUGAAAGAGCAGAGCCCAUCCAACAACCUAUUUCAGACUUUUCCAUUGGAACUCAGUGAGGAGUUGUAUCUAUCAGACAGCCAGUUCAGCAUUGCAUCUUCUGACCUCUCUCUGACUACAGAUGGCUCAUAUUCCUCGUCGUUGAAGAGUUCAGUCAGGGAGGAUGAUAUGACUGCUCACUUUGAGAAAGCCGGCCACUUCAUGAUGAUGGGGAACAGUGACGAUGAAGAUGACCUUGACAUAGAACUGGUGGUAACCGACAAGUCUCUGGACCCUCGUCCCAUGUCUCCAGGAGUUGAUAUCAUGCUGACAACUGACACAGAACAAUUGGGUUUUGGGAUAUCUGGCAAAUCUCCCGUCUCCAGACACAAAAACCCUCCAGUGGAAGUGAAACAAGAGGCCACGGCAAGCAAUGAAUAUGGGUGUUUUAGUGAACAAAAUAUUCAUGAUGAACUUUACAGUUACAAUGAUGAUAGGCAAGGGAAGAGGACACAACAGGGGUCAAGUGAAGAGGAGGAGGGAACAGAAGUAGAAGAAAUGAAGAGGGAAGAAGAGGAUGCUUCUCGUUCACAGGCUGCUACCAGUGGGACCAGGCAGUAUAGUAGACCCUAUAAAAGAAGAAAACCUGAUGACACUCCACCACCGACUCCACCCCAACAAUUGAAGCGAAUCAGCCUGUUUGAAGAAGGUGAACUCCUGAUGAAACUGAACAACACAGCAGCCAGGCAGCCCUUGCCAGCCAACCUGGCACAGUUCAGGAGGAAGCUGAUAUGUAACCAGACUAAUCGAGAGUUUGGCCUUCCUGUGUUUGACCUGGAAAAUCACAUGGACAAACUGGCCAAAUUGGAGACGACUACUUCUGACAUGCCACAGCAGACGUGCCUGCAGUAUAAACCUAGCAGAUGUGCCGACACCAAGGAGACCAGAGAUCUGGACAGGUUUAUGAUACAUGACAAGAAGAAGAAGAUUGAAUCUCGCCGCUAUACAAGUUUCCACCAGAGACUGGUCGGUAUCAGGGACGAGGAGCUGACGCCAGUCGUCAGUCCAUACACGACCAGAAUUCUUCUUCCCUUCAUAUGGAGAAACUUGAACCCAUCUCACAAGCCACCGAAGAUGAGAUUGCUUGAGGAAAUUACAUUUGACUACUGUUAUAUCAGACCGGAACAUGUAUAUGUCAACGUGUGUGUAUUCUUCUGGCCACAGGAAUUAUCGGAGUGCUUACAGUAUCCAGAUUUUAGCUGUGUUGUCAUGUACAGGAAAAUCGUCAUAGCUUUUGCUUUCAUGGUGCCAGACCGAGGCUACAAUGAGGCAUACAUUUCAUUUAUCUUCACCCACCCAGAAUGGAGAGGGGCUGGCAUAGCAACGUUCAUGUUGUAUCACUUGAUUCAGACUUGUAUGGGCAAAGAUGUACUGCUGCAUGUGUCAGUAACCAACCCCGCCAUGUUGUUAUAUCAAAAAUUUGGAUUCAAGUGCCAGGAACUAAUACUUAACUUUUAUUAUAAAUAUUUCCCUCUCCACUGUAAAGAGUCUACUCAUGCGUUUCUCAUGAGACUGUCUCGGUGA
Candidula unifasciata is the source of this 2274-nucleotide messenger RNA. The record is from the annotation of a GenBank genome assembly. Lineage: Eukaryota; Metazoa; Mollusca; Gastropoda; Stylommatophora; Geomitridae.